Molecule: messenger RNA, 519 nt
Organism: Aphidius gifuensis
Lineage: Eukaryota; Metazoa; Arthropoda; Insecta; Hymenoptera; Braconidae
Product: 2-oxo-4-hydroxy-4-carboxy-5-ureidoimidazoline decarboxylase-like
Exons: 3
Coding region: 1-519 (172 amino acids)
Biological process (GO): allantoin metabolic process
Molecular function (GO): carboxy-lyase activity
Source: RefSeq, a predicted model, not a curated record
AUGGAAAAAAUAUUAAAAAUUAAACAAGUUGAUGAAUUGACGGAUGAAAAAUUUACGUUAUUAUUUUUGAAUAUUAUUGAACAUUGUCCAGAAGCUACUGAAGCAGUUGUUGCAAAAAGACCAUUUUUUAAGGUUGAAAAUUUGAUAAAUUCAUACUGGCAAUAUCUUGAUGAACUUGAUGAAAAUGGUAGAAUAAAUAUUUUAAAAAGUCAUCCAGAUCUUGGAUGUAAAAAAGACGAAAUAAAAUUAACAAAUGAAUCACAAUUUGAACAAGUCUCUGCUGGUAUUGAAAAAGCUGAUAAAACUGAUAAAGAAAUUCUUCAGGAUUACAAUAAAUUAUACAAAGAAAAAUUUACAUUUCCAUUUGUCAUUUGUGCAAGACAAAAUAUGGUAAAGGAUAUAUUAAAAGCAAUUAAAAUGAGAUUAAAAAAUUCAAAAAUUGAAGAAAUUAAAAAUGGAAUUGAAGAAGUUAAAAAAAUUGGAAAACUCAGAAUAAUGGAUAUAGUUUUAUCAGAUUAA